AUGGUUUAUCCUGAUUUAGAAAUUAGAAAAGAAAAAUCUGGGAAGACUUCUUCAGUUCUGAAGGAUAAAGAGCCUAUUAAGGAAAAAGAAGUAAAGGUUCCAGCUUCCCUAAAGGAAAAAGAACCUGAAAUUAAAAAAGAUGAAAAGAUGUCCAAAACAGGCAAAGAAGUUAAGCCCAAGUCUCCACAGCCACAAGUGAAAAAACAAGAGAAGCCAGAGUCACAAGUUAAAAAGGAAGCAAAACCAGCUUCAUCUGAAAAAUCUCAAAUACACAAACAAGACACAGUGAAACCAGCAAAGGCUAUUUCUCAUGGUAAACCAGAUGAAAAAGUUGUCAAGCAUGUAAAAGCUACCACGAUAGAAAAAACAGUCAAACCCAAACCAACAAAAAAAGCUGAACAUCAAGGAAAAGAAAUUCCGUCUAUAAAAACAGACAAACCAAAACCAACUCCAAGUAAGUGUACCCCCCGUGGUGGAUUCACGUCAAUGUAUGGCAAAACCAAUACAAUAUUGUAA
This is a messenger RNA of Odocoileus virginianus texanus, 516 nucleotides long. The record is from RefSeq and is a predicted model, not a curated record. Lineage: Eukaryota; Metazoa; Chordata; Mammalia; Artiodactyla; Cervidae.